Wasmannia auropunctata (little fire ant) is the source of this 11626-nucleotide messenger RNA. It is a transcript of the gene Kdm3, whose product is annotated as serine/arginine repetitive matrix protein 2. Gene Ontology annotation, cellular component: chromatin; histone deacetylase complex. Gene Ontology annotation, molecular function: histone H3K9 demethylase activity; transcription coregulator activity; chromatin DNA binding. Gene Ontology annotation, biological process: regulation of transcription by RNA polymerase II. The record is from RefSeq and is a predicted model, not a curated record. NCBI's taxonomy places the organism in Eukaryota, Metazoa, Arthropoda, Insecta, Hymenoptera, Formicidae. The transcript is spliced from 19 exons. Bases 6 to 9023 code for a protein of 3005 amino acids.
GUAAUAUGGCGUACAAGUUUCGCGAGGAGAUCGUGGGAAAGAGGUUUCUCUCGGUGAGUGGUUUCACCAAGCUGAAGGUGAAUAAGAUUAGUGAGUGGGGUUGGCGUGCGGGGGUGAUACGUGCUGCCAGUCACAGGGAUAACGGCUGUCAUGACCUCCAGAUCCUCGUAGAGUACGACGACGUAGAGUGGCAAAGGAGGGAGUGGCUGUCACCACACAGGGAUGCCGUAUUCUCCUUCUUUCUCAUUGAACGAGGUCUCUACUGGGCCGAACGACCUGACCCUAGGCACGCCAGUCUCAUCCCCAUCGAUCAUCACAAUCACGCGAACAAUAACCACCAUCAGCACCGCAUUAACGGGAAACCGCUCAGGGGCGCCACGGCGGUUGCCGACACCGUUGCUUGGCCGGCUCUCACCUUCUAUCCUCUCGUGGCACGCGCCGAGUUGCACGAAGACGCUAUGCCGAUCGAGUUUAUGCAAGAUCGCAAAUUGGACUUCAUCGACUAUUCAAAGCUGAAGCCGUUCACUCAGGACUGGGAGCUGACUAAGGGCGCGAUGCCCUGGGGAAACGCCGUUAGGAGAUGGGCCGAGAUGCAGGACGGCCAGAGAAUCUUGCUGACUACGCCCAGUGUCCUGGUCGGCUUCAGAGUCGAAGUUUAUCGGGCGGAAGGCACCACGCAAUGGUACACAGCCGUAAUCGUCGGUUACAACGAAUCCACCAAAGAUUUGACUGUCACCGACGAUACGGUCCUCGAAGAUCACAACGAGGAUCCCACAUUAGUACAAAUGCGGCUGAUUGGCGAUGGAGUCGUCGAGAGCAUCAUGAGGGGCGAGGUCGUCGGCAUGACACCAAGGAGGUCGAGGUCAUCGACUGCUCUGACGCACGCGCUCGUUGUGCCACGACCUGGAAGAAGGCCUCGAAGACGGCCGGGAAACGCGGCGCAGCUACAGACAACCCCUAGGGUACAAAGCCCGAUAUCACAGCAGCUCGAAAAAGAGAAGAACAAUGCCCGUAACAAUCGACGCCGACGCGUGAGCGAGGGUGCCAGUCGCGAGAGAACCGAGAAAGAUUCGGCGGAAACCGCGUUAUCCACGCGGCAGCAAGAGGAUCGUGAAAAUAAAGGUCCGCCGUCGGGCAAGGUAAGCAAUCGUGUUGCGCGGCCGGUGCUAGAGGAAGCGAACAGUGCGUCGGGAAGUGCUUCGAAGCUACGAAGACGCGGCGCUGCGGUAAAGAGCCCGACAACCGAGCACCAGAGUCCGGCGCAGCAACAGAGGCCGGUACGAAGAAGACCGAGGCCAGGAGGCGGCCAAGAAGUCAAGACAGACGCAGAGGGAGAAUCUGCCGAGCAUCAUCAUCGUACCGGCGCGAGAGCCGACAAGGACGAACGCCUCGGUAACAGAUCGGAAGACGAGGGGGAGGAAGAGGAGGAGGAGGAGGAGCGUCUCGAGGGAGAGGAUGAAGAGAGUCAGGAACGCUGCGAUCCACUGACUAAGCGGCUAAGAACAAGCCCCGUCGGCAGAAAGCUCCGUUCCGAGAGUAGCAAGAGCAAAAACGCUGAGGAAGCUGCAGCGGAUCGGGCCAGAGGAUCGGUGGUGGAGGCAGAGGGAGAGGACGAGGAGGAAGACGACGAGGACGACGUCGAGGAGGAAGCGGGGGUGGAAAAACACGACGGGGCCGAACGAGAGGUCGGUAAACUUGAGGAGGACGAGGAGAGUCAGUCCAGGGAGCGGGACAGAGAGCCCGAGCCACCACCUCCGGACAAAGUCGAUCCUGGAGGCGAUCCGACUUCCAAGGAGGAGCAGCAAUCAGAUAACAAAUCAGAAACAAGAAAGGACGCUCGCUCGACCGAUUGGGGCGCAGAUAAGGUCGACGAGCGCAAGGAACAGCAACGACAACAACAACAGCAGCAGCAGCAGCAGCAACAGCCACCGCAGUUACUCGUGAAUGGAUUGCACGUCGAUUCGCCGCUGGUCAGCGACAAGACGAAUGCCAUCCGCGAGGGCAGUCCGUCGGUGCUGAAGUCGACUCGAUCAAAGACAAAGGGUCUCGCGGAAGAAGACAGAGAGGACGUAGCGGCGGCGGCGGCGGCGGCAGAGGACGAGCGCGACGAGAACGUCAGUGAGGAAGAGGUCGGCUCGCAGCGGUCGCGGCGCACAGAGCUGACCACCACCGAGUUAGGCACGGAGGAUAGCGUGGGUAGCGUCGGUGGCGUGAGGGCGGCCAGCGUCGAAUCGGUCGUCGAGCUGCUGGAGUCGAGCAGUCAGGACUCAGGCUCCGUGCUGGAGAGGCUGAGUCCGUUUAGUAGCAGCGGCGGCGGCGGCCCCGGCAGGCAGAGCAGCCUGCUCCUGGAACAGCAGCGGGAGCAGGAGCGCAGUCGGCACAACGAAAGCCCGAUCAUCCUUGCCGAGAGACUGAACAAGCCGCCACCGCCGAUCGCCGGUCACCAUCAUCACCAUCACCUGCAACCCUACCAUCAGCCGCAUCAUCAGCAACAGCAGUUCCAUCACCACCAUCAGCAACACCACCAGCAACGUUAUUCCGCCAACAGUCCGGUGAUCCAUCACCAUCACCAGCAGCAACAACAACAGCCGCCGUCGCAGCAUCAUCACUAUCAGCUAGCGAGCAGCCCGCACCAACACCAUCACCAUUCCACCGCCCGGCUGACCCCGUCGAGCCUCCUCGAGGUGCAACAGCAGUCUCACACAUCGAGGGGCGGCGAUGAGGCCGGCCUCAUGGAGGUGGAGGCCGGGGCUGGUAUACCUGGAACAGGCGUACUCGUCGGUGUGCCUACGGCGGUCGGGGCCAUACGGUCGUCGGGGGGCAACAGCGGCGCCGUCGGCGUCGUCGGUACUUACGGCGACAGCGGCUCCGAUAGCGGGGUAAGCUCGCUGAAGAGCGCCAGUUCCGGCGACGAGAGGAGCGGCAGCAGAAGCUCGGCACUUAGCGUCGAGGAGACGACGUCGACCUCGACACCGUCCGCUGCCGCCGCUGCCCCGGCCAGGAUCUGGCACGUGCAGAGCGUGCAACACACGUCCCUACUGAUGGCGCAUCCGUCCCAGAGCGCGCCCAACGCCGGUGCGGGUGCCGCGGUCACGGCACCGCCGGUCGGCUAUCACAGCCCGGCUCCACCGAGUCACCAUGCCGCCGAGAUGCUCUGGAGGCCGUCCAGGGCCUAUCCGCCGCUCUCGCAUACUCUCUUGGGUCCACAACCAUCCAGUCCGGACGAGCUUCUCGAGAGAGAUCGCCAUGAUAGGAUGCUACGGGAACGCCGUGAAGCGGAAGUGCGCGAGCUGGAAAAGGCCAAGAUGGAACGGGAGAGACUCGAGAAGCAGAGGGCCGAGCAGGCAGUUCAUAAACAUUUCGAGGAGUCACUUAAGCUGGCGCAACAAAGGGUGUCUUAUGUCCCGCAGAGGAACAUGCAGUCGGCCUCGAUGGCUGGUUGGAGCGCCUUCAUGCCGCAGGUACCGCCGCCGAGGACGCACGGGGCGUUGACGGGUCACCCCGCCGCCAGCCACCACGGUCAUCCCAGCGGUCCACCGGGCGGGUCCGCCACAGCCGCCGCCGCCGCCGCCGCCGCUGCCGCCGCCGCCGCGCAUCCCACCGUCGCGCAGCAGCAGCAACGCGAGCAGGAACGGGAGGUUCGGGAACGCGAGCGGGAACGGGAGCGGGAGCGGGAGCGGGACUUCCGUGAGCGGGAGCAUAUGGUGGCGGCUGAGAGGCUGCACCAACGGCAGGUCGAGGCCAGGGAUCACGCCGCGCAGAGGGCCUACUACGCAGCAGCGGCGCCGCCGGCUCAACAGGUUCGACCUUUGAACAUGCCCGGGAAAGUCGAGUACCCGCCACCGGCACACUCGCGAACGUCGAAAUCGUCGUUACAGGUCGGUCUGCACGAGAAACCGUCGGUGGUACCGACGCACAGCUCGCUACCGAAAGCCGAGCCGAACGUGAAUCUGUUCGGCGUGAAUUACUCGGCGACGUAUAACCCGCAGCCAUCCUGCACGUCGUAUCUGCACGAGCUCAAGCUAAAGAACGAGAUGGGGCCGCACAAGUCGCUAUCGAGCAAGAGCGGGUUGGCCGGCGGCCUCGAGAGGGACCAUCAUGGCAGAGAGGUGCUGCAGAAUCCGCCGUCCCUGAUGUCGGAUCACAAGAGCUCGGUGAUCGUGAAAAACGAGGGCAGGGAGCUGCCGAAGACGCCGGUGCCGCAACAGCACUCGUCCAGCCCGAAGAUAAUGCCUUACAUGAACGUCCAGUCGGUGCCGCCGCAGCACAAGUCGUCGGCGUACGAAUACAGAAGCCCGACGCAGAGCCCGCAUCACCUGCAUCCCGCGCAUCUAGACAGUCUGCAGGCAAAGAGCAUCGCGACUCCGCACGGCCAUCCACCGCCACCGCCGCAGGCGCAGCCCGAACCGCGCCUGCACUCGCACAACCCCCGCCAAUCCCCGCAUGCCCCGCCGCAGCAUCCGCACCAGCCGCCGCCACCGCCACAUCCAUCGCCGCCUGAAACGCGCUAUCUCAGCAGGCCGGACUCCGCGGGUCUGCCGUACACGGGCAAGUCCACGUACACGCAUCCGUACACGCAUCCGCAUCCGCCCACGGCCUCGCCGACGACGUCGUCGCACUACGCCGCGCCGCCGCCGGCCGGCUCCAAGCCGAAAGUCAGCAGCCCGGCGCCGCCGCACAUGUACGGUAAGCCUAACUGCGGCAUUAUAACCGGCACGCCGGUCUGCCGUGCCUCCGAAACGCCUGUCACCGCGCCGAUGCCACUGACCUCGAAGACCGGUAGCUCGCCUUACCAGCAAGUGCCUCAUCAUCACGGGGCGCCGCCGCCGCCGUUGCCGCCGCCCGCGCACAGCCGGUCCGUCUACGACAGCCGCGGCUUCGCCGGCUCGUUGCCGGGCGCGAAACUGCCGCCGCCGACGUUGCACGGCUCGCCGCCUACGGCCGCCUCGGCGCCGCUCUCCAGGCCGAUCGCUCAUCCCGCUCAUCCAGCUCAUCCCGCGCAUCUCAAUACCAGCCCGCACCAGCAACCCGGCCAGACGUUGCAGCACGCGCAGUCCCAUAUCACCACGGCCUUCCAGACGCAACCGCUCGAUCUCGGGGUGGAGAGGUCGGGCUCGCCCAAGAGGAAAGCACCGACGCCGUUGUUGUGUGACAAUGCCAGCGGUCAGCCGGUGUCCUUAGAGGUUUGUAAGAAGCGAAGGACCGAGGAACCGCAGCCGUUAUCCUUGCAAUCCGUCGGCCCGCCCGUUCUCUCCAGGGUAAGCGAGCCAAGCCCGCUUAUCGCCUCGGCCGCCACGUCCAUCACGACAGUUGUCAACACUGCGGCAUUGCUGGCGCAGCCGAACAGUCAGGUGACGCAGGAGCAGCGCACGGUGACGGUGGUUAGUCCGGCACCGGGGAUCGCCAGCGGCGACAGCUCCGUACGACCCGCCAGCACCGGCAGCGUAUGCUCCCUGAAUCCGGCGCCGUUGAGCGCGGCACCAAGUCCGGCGCCCAUCCCCAGCCCGGCGCCGUCCACGGCACCCAGUCCGGCGCCCAGUGCGCCAAGUACGCCCGCUAAGACGAACCCCAGCAACGCGGACAGCGAGUGCAACAGUCCGGCACCGAGACCACCAAGCAGCACCAGCUAUCCAGUGCACAAAUUGAAGAAGAAGUGGCUGCAGAGACACUCGCGUUGCGAAGACGGCACCGAGAACACCACCAGCAUGGCCAGCAGCGUCACGUUACCUCUCAACAUCCCCCGCGAGACACCGUCCUCGAACAGCAAGGACCGCGACAGCAGCAACGCGUCGUCGAACGCGAACAACAGCAACGCGCCGACCACCUGUUUGCCCAGCGCGGUCAAUUCGAUCCACAAUAUCGGCAGCAUGGCAGUGAACAGCAUCAACAAGAGCAAAGUUACCGGCAAGAGCGGCCGGAAACCGGCGAACAAGGAGUCGCUCAACGGUCACGCCACCGAUACCAGCAAAACCCCGCAGGAGGACUCGUCUAGCAGCGACCCGGAGAGGAAGUCGCCGCCAAAACGGAAGCCACCCAAGGUAAAACGAAAGAAGGGCGCCGCACGGAGGCAACAAACGGCCGCGGAAGAUCAGCGGAGGAGGAAGGAGGAUAAGCAGGGCGGCGGCGCGGGCAGCGAGUCCAGCAACGAGAGCGAGGCGGGCUCAGCCAGCGACACCAGCGAACAGUUGAGCUCUAUUCAGCCUGCGUCGAGGGUUCGACACACCACGGCCAAUUCCAACAAUUCCUCGGGAAACGGAAACAACAAGGAACCUAGGAAACGUGGUAGGAGACCAAAGACUACGAAGAGCAAUGAAGUGGGAGGCGAGGAUCAACAACCCCGUCAGAAGAAGGAACGCAGGGACGACAGUACGAGUGGUGGUAACAACGGCCCAGGCGGGAGCGGCGGACGGGGCGAUCCCUUUCGUAAGCCGCCGAUAUCGCAACUGAAGAAAACUGGCGAGAGCUGGCUGCAGGACGGCGCCUGUUUCGAGGUGGCUCCGAAGUUGGCCAAGUGCCGCGAGUGCCGAUGGACGCCGCAUCAGCGAUCCAAGAACCUUCCUCAGAAUAUCUUCUGCAGAUUCUACGCGUUUCGCAGACUGCGUUAUACCAAAAACGGACAAUUGGCCAUAGCGGGAUUCAGUGACCCACACAAGGACGCGUCCGAGGAUGACCUUCGAUUAUGGUUACCAGGAAAAGAUAAUCAAGAGACAACAGGAAAGGAUGACAAAUCGGAGAAAAAUGAAAAGGACAAAGGAGACCGAGAGGACCUAGACUUAGAAACGGCUCAUCGGUUGCUUCGGCAAGUUGGCGAUCAAUUCUGUGAUCUUUUACAUCAAGAGAAGGACGCCCUCCAAGAACAUAUGGCCGAAGCGAGUUCGGGGGUUGUAGACGGAACAGUAGCGUGGAAACGAGUGAUCCAGGGUGUUCGAGAAAUGUGCGACGUGUGCGAGACUACUCUGUUCAAUUAUCAUUGGGCCUGUGGCAAAUGCGGCUUUGUCGUGUGCAUUGAUUGUUACAAGGGACGUAAAAAUGGAACGGUGAAAAUCUGGGGCGAGAGCGGAAAGGACAGGGACGACUUUUCGUGGCUUCUUUGCACGAACAGGCAAGUGCACGAACCGGAGCGACUCAUGCUCACGCAGAUCAUCGCCGGCGACGGUCUUCUGCGACUGGGUCAGCGUCUGCACGAGUGCCGUACGGAAUGGGGAAUCCCGCAGCACUGCGCGUGUUCCCUCGUAGCCGUGUCGCAGCCAAACGAGAUUCUUCGAAAUCUGAUCAAGGGCGACUCCGUGCCGGUUCUCAAUGGAAAUGUGAAGCAGGAGAUAAAAGAGGAGAAGAAGGUAAACGAAUCUAACGGCGCGUCGGAGAGCAAGACCAACGGCGAGGACAAAAACUCGCCUCUAAACUGGCUGGCGGAUGUGGCGCUGCAGAAUCAGGACAAGAACGAGAGCGGCUCGAGCUCGGAUUCGGACGACGAUCGCGAGGGUAAUUACUCCACGUUGCGGGAAUUGCUCAUAAGGCCGUCGCACAAGUCGAACGGUAGCGGCGGAUCCAGAUCGAAUUCGCCCACGAACAAUUCGGGCGGCGCCGUGAACAACGCCGCGCAGAACAACGUCGCCAAGUCCGGCAAGAAGUCGAAGAUGGACACGCUCGACGAGGUAAUAUCCAGCGUGAUCGAGCACAGCGUGAAGAAGGAGAAGGACAGCGGCCUGGACGACGAAAAGCCGCGGGAAUUGAAGCACUUCGUGCGACGGUACAAGUGGAUGCAGCGCGGUCGCGAGCCGCUACCAAUCAGAAUUAUGACGGGGACGGAGAGCCAGAGUCUUUAUCCGGACGUACCGCACUCCUGGCUCUGCGACGGCAAGCUGCUGAGAUUAAUCGACCCGAAUAAUCCGAACAACUACAGAAUAUUCCAGGACCAGUGGAAGCGGGGGCAGCCGGUGAUCGUGUCGGACGUCGCCAAGGCGCUGGACAUGAAUCUCUGGCAUCCCGAUUCGUUCGCCCGCGAUUUCGGCGAUGAGAAGAACGAUCUUGUUAACUGCAUGACCGGCAAUCUGGUGCCGAAUCAGCCGAUGCGCAAGUUCUGGGAGGGCUUCGAGUACUAUUCCAAGCGGCUCAAGGACGAGCGGGGAAAUCCCAUGCUGCUGAAACUGAAGGAUUGGCCGCCCGGCGAAGACUUCGCCGAGUUGCUACCGUCGAGAUACACGGAUCUGAUGAAGGUUCUUCCAUUGUCCGAGUACACGCAUAGAAACGGCAGAUUAAAUUUGGCGAGUCGACUGCCUAAUUGCUUCGUGAGACCAGAUCUGGGCCCGAAGAUGUACAACGCCUACGGUUCUGCUCUUCAUUCCAACAAAGGCACGACUAAUCUUCAUCUUGAUAUCUCGGACGCCGUGAACGUUAUGGUGUACGUAGGAAUGCCAAAGGAUGUUAAUAACGACGAAAGUCUCAAAGAGACGAUGAGAGCGAUAGACGAAGCAGGCUGUGAUAUUCUGACGCGUCGACGCGCUCGCGAUGAGAAGGAGAAGCCCGGUGCUCUGUGGCACAUUUACGCGGCGCGUGACGCGGACAAAAUUCGAGAUCUUCUGAAUGCCGUUGCCUUAGAACGCGGAGCUCGUUUGGAACCACAUCACGAUCCCAUACACGAUCAGAGUUGUUACUUGGAUGGACCAUUGCGCGAACGAUUGUAUCGAGAAUAUGGUGUCGAAGGAUACGCUAUCGUCCAGUGUCUAGGCGACGCGGUAUUCGUGCCAGCUGGCGCGCCACAUCAGGUCCGCAAUCUCCAAAAUUGUAUAAAGGUGGCCGAGGAUUUCGUAUCGCCGGAGAACGUUUCACAUUGCUUCCACCUGACCCAGGAGUUCCGUGCACUAUCCGACACCCACACCAAUCACGAGGACAAGCUACAGAUCAAGAACAUCAUUUACCACGCCGUGAAGGACUCUCUGACUGUUCUAACCAAUGUUAAGGAGGAGACUCUCGCCAAACUCGCCAAGGUUAACAAUGAGACGAAAAUAAAAGAGGAGACUUAGCCCUAGGUCUUCCCCGCGCGGUCGUAAGACCGAUUGAUAAUCCUUGAUUGGAUCUCGUCGUCCGUACGAGAGUGAUCGCAGUUCCAGCGCUCCCGGAACACAGCGAGGCUGGCGUAACCGAAGGAAUCUGCAGAAGAAGAUCGCCCUCGCCGCAGGAAGAGCGUUGCGGAGGUGCGUGAAUUUGUUGUGAUAUUUGUGAAGAGUUUAAUGAUUUUAAUCGGAGGAUUUGCUUUGCAAUGUUGGCUGAGCCAAUGAACAUUAGUUUAUAUGUUGUUUCAUUCGAAUUUCCUUAUAUACAAUUCUUUUCUGCUCUCCCGUUUUUUCCCCGAGAAAAGAAGGUGCCCGCGGACGAUGAAGUCCGAUGAGCUCUAUACUACGAGUGAAAAGAAAAUUGUAGCUCGGAUCGCGCAUAGGUAAAAAAAAAAACGCCGCGUCCAUUACUAUUGUGAUACCAGAAGAACUUUGGAUCGUAUACAUUAUUUGUAAUUAAUUAUAUCGUGCCUGUAUCCAAUACAUUACACUCAUUCAAACACACGUACACAUACACACAUGUACACUUGUCUAUAUUAUAUAAAUGUAGAUAAUUGAAAUAUUAUGUAAUAAUUUUUGCUAGCAACUACCAGAGAGGAAAAGGGAGCGAAAAGGGGGGGCGAGGUUUAUUCUAGAAGUACCUUUGUGCAAUUAGGUGUGACUAUAAAUUAUUAUAGCCUGGAUCAGCGAUAACUGCGGAUCCGUUUAAUCGUCUGCUCUGAUGAUCUGGUGCUUUUCGGUAUUUCGAUCAAAACCCCGGCUAGAGAUAGCCGAUACGUAUUCGCGUUCAUGUCUUCUAUGUUUCACGCGACAAGGGCGUAAAGAAUAUAAAACACUGCCUAAUUAAAUCGGUUCGACGACAAUGGAAGAAACAAACCUUUCUCGCAUUUCUUCUUCUUUUUUUUAUGUAUAUGUUUAAGUAGACAUUUCGUAUUGUUCGUAGAACGACGUUCUCGCAAAGAUGCAUUGUGUUACUGUGGCGACGUAUGUAUCGGUUAUGUAAGCGACGGGGUGUGCUGCAAAUUUUGUAUGUCACUGCGAGUGUGUAAGGCAUCAGAACAAAGAAAAAAAAAGUAAGAGAAAAAAAAAUCAACUUGUCCGAUAUUACAACUUUCCGUGAUGUAACGGUGAGACACUCCGUUGAACAACACCGUUUGAAUUGAACGUUUCAUUGUUGUCGUAACCUAAUGACUACCCGGCGUGUAACGGACGGGAAAAAUACUAAUAAGAUGAAUAUGUUAUUUUUGUCAAAGCGUAUACAAACCGUCUAUGUCGGACGAUAAAACGAAAAGACAGCGAUAAUGUAAUUGCGUAAACGAGAUGCUGAGACGCUAAAUGAUUAUAAAAAUUAUUUGCAGUAACAUUUGAGGAAUAAAAAGAAGGAAAGAAAAAGGAUGUGACGACUUUCGAAGUGCCAAUGUUGAAUCACGUGGGACGUUUGAGUAUGCGCGUUGUAUUGUAUUCGUGUAUGCGUAAGUAAAAAAAAAAAAUAAAAGAGAAGGUAAGAAAGAAAGGAGGGAAAGAGAACUAAUUAAGUCACGCAGAAUUCGCAGAGAUGACAGGGCCGAGUUCCUAUCAUUUCACGACAGUUCGCGCGAAUGACGAGGUUCCGCGUUUUAAUCGCACUGUCACUGACGAUUCGAAAACUGCUGUCGCUCCCGUUUCUUUUUUCUCCCCUUUUCGCUGAAAUAUCACUUUUGACGGACGUUGCACAAGCGCGUGAAUACGUAUAUGAGAAACUUUCCACGAGAUCCAUAUUAUUCAUUCUUAACAAACGUGCGACAUCGCGCAGCAGCUCUCGAAUCGAACAAUAACGUCGUUACGCGCCAUUCUUGCGUCGGCCGAUCGUCAGCUAAUUAACCGACGAAUGAUCUUGACACGUUGUGAAAGAGGGAAGGAAGGAACGAGCGAAACGGAGGGGGAAGAAGAAUUAAAAAGAAGAAAAGAUCACUGGCAUCCUGGAAUCCGCAAUUUCUUUGAUCUCAACAUUCGUCUAGCAUACAACGACUUGAUUAAUAUUUAACGAGUAAAUUUUUAAAAUAUCUUAGUGUCGAUAGGUAAACGAUUGUGGGAAUUAUAUAUAUAUAUAUAAGCUACAAAACAAGCAAAAGUACUAACUCCACACAACGGCGGUGUUGUAUAAAGUUCUAGGAAGACGUGUUUCUGUGUAUUAUUGCUGCAAAACAAGACGCUAUUGUUUGUCCUCUUGCUACGUGUAUAUGUACAUACAUUUAUAUACAUCCGUAUAUGUAUACAGAUAUAAAUACGAAGGCGGGAAAAAGAGUGUCUAGGACUCGUAACGAUAGGGAGGAUACGCAAACCUUUAACACGAGAAGGUACACCUUACACGCGUAGGUAGAUAGUUUAUUAUACCAUUAUUAUAAUUAUUAUAUAUUAUCAUUAUUACGUUUAAUUAUUACGGAAAAUACGAUAUUUAAAUGUUGCUAAAUAUGAGAACGACAAACAUGAACGCGCGCGAGUGUAAAUGAUUAAAAAAAAGGGGGAAAAAGAAAGCGAGAGAGAGAGAGAGUGUGAGAGAAUAUCGGAAGAGUAACGCAGAGUAGACAAAACGA